Molecule: messenger RNA, 1014 nt
Organism: Corylus avellana
Lineage: Eukaryota; Viridiplantae; Streptophyta; Magnoliopsida; Fagales; Betulaceae
Source: RefSeq, a predicted model, not a curated record
AUGGUCAAGGAAACCCAAUUUGAGUCAACAGAAACAAAGAAAGGAAAUUUGUUCUCGAUAUGGAAUUUUGAUGGACAUAUUGCAUAUGAAGACAUCAUUGAAGCAACCGAAGAUUUUGAUCUAAAAUAUUGUAUUGGAACUGGUGGUUACGGUAGCGUUUACAAAGUAAAAUUACCUAGUGGAAAAGUGAUUGCCUUGAAGAAACUUCAUCGGCUGGAGGCUAAGAACCCAACUUUUGAUAUGAGUUUUAGAAAUGAGGUAAAAGUGUUAACAGAGAUUCGUUAUCGAAACAUCAUAAAACUUCAUGGAUUUUGUUUGCAUAAGCGAUGCAUGUUUUUGGUUUACGAGUACAUGGAAAGGGGAAGCCUAUUUUGUAUCCUAAAUAGCGAUGUUGAAGCUAUGGAAUUGGAUUGGAGCAAGAGAGUAAACAUCAUCAAAGUUACUGCCCAUGCUUUAUCUUACAUGCAUCAUGAAUGCAUUCCAGCAAUUGUUCAUCGAGAUAUAACAAGCAACAAUAUUCUAUUGAACAAUAAACUAGAGGCUUUUCUCUUUGACUUUGGCACAACUAAGCUUCUUGAUUCUGACUCAUCCAAUCAAACGUUGGUUGUCGGCACUUAUGAUUACGUUGCCCCAGAGUUGGCCUAUACCAUGAAAGUUACUGAAAAGUGUGAUGUUUGUAGUUUUGGAGUUGUGGCACUUGAAGUAUUAAUGGGAAAACAUCUAACAAAAUUUAUGACUUCAUUAUCCUCAACUUCUUCUCAGAAUAUGAUGUUACAUGAAAUAUUAGACCAACAUUUACCACCUCCCAAUCAUCUGAUUGCACAAGAUAUUUUCCUCAUUGCUACAAUAGCAUUUGCAUGCAUACACACCAAACCAAAGUCUCGGCCUACAAUGCAAUGCGUGACUCAAGAAUUUCUUUCUCCAAAGAAAUCAGCCAAGUCUUUACAUGCAGUUUCACUAAGGCAGCUAAGAAAUGCAUAUGGUUGCAUGCAUGAGGGAAUAAAACUCAAUUAA